This is a messenger RNA of Clonostachys solani, 984 nucleotides long. NCBI's taxonomy places the organism in Eukaryota, Fungi, Ascomycota, Sordariomycetes, Hypocreales, Bionectriaceae. The record is from the annotation of a GenBank genome assembly.
AUGAGGCUGCUUUCGUCCUUGCUGUCGGCGAGCCUGCUACUUGCCGGCUCGUUUGCUGCCAAAAAGACUCCCACCGGCCGAUUCGACGAGUUCCACGCCAAGUCUUUAAGCUCCUCGCCAGUGAAGCUCGCCACUUCUAGCUACGGAUCAUGGACCACUGCACCGCGGGAUUACAGUGCGGCAGUGCUCCUGACUGCCAUGGACGCACGCUUUGGUUGCCAACUGUGCCAAUCAUUCCAACCCGAAUUCGAUAUUCUCGCGAAGAGCUGGGUCAAAGGAGACAAGGCGGGCAAGUCCCGAACGCUAUUUGGUGUCCUUGACUUCGCGGAUGGCAGAGAUGUGUUUGUUUCGCUUGGUCUACAAACUGCUCCAGUCCUUCUCUUCUUUCCUCCUACUGAGGGUCCUCAUGCUGUCGCUUCGCCUGACCCAAUUCGAUAUGACUUCACAGCUGGCGCGGAGCACGUACAAGCUUGGCUGGCACGACAGCUUCCCGACCGCCCCCACCCCCCGAUCAAGCGCCCUAUCAAUUGGACGGGAUGGAUCAUGGGUGUUGGUAUUUUCGUCGCCGGAAUUAGCCUGUUGGUGACGGCUUCGCCAUAUAUCUGGCCCAUUCUUCAGAACCGUAAUAUCUGGGCUUCUAUUAGCCUGAUUUUGAUUCUACUGUUCACUAGUGGCCACAUGUUUAAUCACAUUCGCAAAGUUCCUUACAUUGCUGGAGAUGGAAAGGGAGGCAUCAGCUACUUUGCAGGAAGCUUCCAAAGCCAGUUUGGGCUGGAAACGCAGGUCAUUGCUGCGAUUUACGGAACCCUUGCCUUCUGUGCCAUUUCCUUGGCGGUUAAGGUCCCCCGAAUUGCUGAUUACCGUACUCAGCAGGUAGCAGUUCUGGCUUGGGGAGGUGUGCUCUUCAUUCUUUAUAGCUUUUUGCUCAGCAUCUUCCGUAUCAAGAAUGGCGGCUACCCCUUCUCCCUCCCCCCCUUCAUGUAG